AUGGCAGAAAAAGUAAGCAGGCUAUUGACAGCCAACCUCGAAUAUACGGCCAUACGCCUUAUGAUCAAUAACGAGAUUGUGAAUCGCCUUUCCGCAAAAUCACGAGGUAUUAAAAAGGAUAAAGCUGUGAUGCAGGGGGAUAUUACUAAAGCUUUUUCUAACCGCUGUCAGAGGCGUCUUUCAGGAGAGAAACGUCAGGAGCUUGGUCUUGAGAUUGAUGAUGAUGGAUUCUGUUGUCGCGCUGGCAAUGGAAGGGCUCUUGUGAAUGAUUCUGAAUUCGAAAGUGACAAUAAUUUAUCAAACGACUCUGUUCAAACAUCAUACGCCGAAUCUUCAGACGAAUUCCACCGUGAAGCCUCUCAGGAUUCUAUAUCUAGAGAAAAAUCAGAAAUAGCAGCUAGAAAGGGAAAGAAGCGAAAGAGAAAAGACCCAUCUCAGUGCGGUUGCCUGCUCCCUAAUAGCACUCUUCGUCGUGUCUUUCAUAAUUCGGAACCCGAAAUGAAAUGUCAAAAGGCCUUGCGCAAAGUUGGACGCAAGAUAUACAAAAACCACGACAAAAUCGACACCAAUACCAUUUGCUCGAGCCAUAGUCGACAGCUUUGUAACAUGCUAGGAAUGUCAGUCAAUAAUACACAUAGAGAACGAGCGGACCGUCUCGAUAAGCUGUAUCAUGGACUUGGUGCCUGGGAAGGCACUCGCGCUCGAUAUUCGGACUGGUUUCAACGAACCCAGCCGAGCGAAAUCCCCGUCAAUAUGUUCCGUUUCCAAGAGAAGAACAUCCGACCGAUCGUCGAAAAUUGGGAUAGUCUCGAGUAUCUCACAUUCCAGAGUCUCUAUCGACGAUGUUUUGGGAAAAACCAGCUACCAGCUCUUAAACAAACAGAUAAUCUUAUGCGAGCGAACGGAAGUGUAGUCAUUCCAGGAUUUUUCAGUUGGCUCAAGUACGAUUUCGAUGGUAUGCAUCCUGGUGGUAUUCUUCGACUGGCUCUACAAGAAUUCGCCCUGUAUGACUGGCAUUUUCGCCCUCGCACAGAUCAUCCGCGACUUGGAUGGGCAACAAACAUGUGGUAUAGUUUGAUCCAACAAUUAGUGCGGCAAGAUAUAGUCUACUGGAUGUGGCAUGUCUACUUCCGCCCUGAUCAUAUGUGGCGUUUGAUCUCUGUACCUCAUUGCUCCCAGAGCGCCUAUCCUGGAGAAGGAACAUGCUUUCAACAACUCGAUAUAAAUGUACGUGCCUUUGUCAAUACUGGCUACGGUAAGAGCUUUUUACAGGGCUCUGUGUCUCUCGAAGACGAAGAUGAGCAAAAUUGUGACGAAUUAUUACUCGGUAUGAACCGUCAUCUGGAGCUUUGGUGGAACGAUGUAUCUUCUAAUGGUCUGGUAGGGGAUGGUAAUCUUCAGCAAAUCAUCUCUGAGAUGUGGACAUCAGAAGAUGUAGAGAAGUACGGCAUUGAUUGGGUCAAGCAAGUCUGUCAAGCUACAGAUGUACGUUUCAGUCUCCCAGGUCUCCCACAUAAAUCUACAGACCGGACAACAGCUCAACGACACACGAUUUCAGCAUGUUACGUCGGGAUAAACGAUGAUCAUUCCGGCCUGGAUCUCACCGAAUCAGGGACCUGGGAGGAAUUAUCCCGGAGUCAUCGUGACUUUAUACCAGUUGAUAGAACAUUAGAAGACUCGGACCAAACAAACGAUGGAAGUGACUCGGAUGAGAAGAUGCAUCAUAUCUUUCCGGGUAUUUUCAGGUUAGGUGGUCUUGGUGCUAUCUCAGAUGCGCUUGUCGGGAGGGAAAGAUGGAACAAUACAGAAACUAUUCAGAUGGUGAACCUAUUGUUCGGGUCAGAUGAGAGUGUGGCUUGGAAGUACAUACAGGACUGGAGAGAAAAUGCCUUCGCACAAUACGUAAUGGCGUUUGAUCGAAUGGUUAAAGCUGAGAAGGUUACGUACGGGGAAAAUUCGUAUUUUAAUCGCGUUGAAGCGGGAUUAAGUAUCCAACCAGCCUUUGUGCAAGGUGGGGAUUUUGAUGAUGAAAUACAUCCGAGCAUUGAGUGA
This is a messenger RNA of Penicillium waksmanii, 2052 nucleotides long. RefSeq lists its product as uncharacterized. The record is from RefSeq and is a predicted model, not a curated record. The transcript has a single exon. NCBI's taxonomy places the organism in Eukaryota, Fungi, Ascomycota, Eurotiomycetes, Eurotiales, Aspergillaceae. Bases 1 to 2052 code for a protein of 683 amino acids.